CUGACAACAAAUAUGAUACGUGUCAGCACUGCCGGAAAGUGUUUAAAUGGGUCGGAAAGCUUACUAGUGAUAUUGGUGAGUACGCGCAAACUAGGAACAGCCGAAAGAAGAAGAUUUAUUCUAUUGUAAAUUAGACAUUAGACUCGAUACACUGAAAUCGGCUGAAAUGGUGGCCUACAGCUUCAUGAAGAGAUUGCUGCGAGCGAAAACUUUUUAGCUCUAAACCAACUAAAAUCCUAAUUAUUAUUAUAAGAAGAAAUUUGUAGAGAAAUGUCAGGUAAAAAUGAGAGUAUCAACAAACCACAGCUGGAUCAUAAAACUAUCCUUGUUACUGGGGGAGCUGGGUUCAUUGGGUCGCAUCUGAUCUUACUUUUGGCUGCAAGAUAUCCUCUGUGGCGAAUCAUCAAUGUUGAUUCAUUGAACUAUUGCUCAAGUUUGAAGAAUCUCCUUGAUCUUGAGAACACAAGUACUUACAAAUUCGUUCAGGGGGAUGUAUGUGACCAAUACUUCAUUGAUCAUAUCUUUUCUACUGAAAAUAUAGACAUUGUCUUUCAUUGUGCUGCUCAAUCACACGUUGAAAAUUCCUUCUUGUAUCCAUCCCAGUUCAUGCAUGUGAAUGCAGCUGGCACAACUGUGCUGCUCCAAGCAGCAUUUGAAUCUGGAGUUGAAAAGUUCAUCUAUAUGAGCACCGAUGAGGUAUAUGGAGACAGUCUGGACAAGUGUUUUGAUGAGUCAAGCCCAAAACGGCCGACCAAUCCAUAUUCAGCAUCAAAAGCUGCUGCUGAAAACAUUGUGAUGUCGUACUGGAAAAAUUACAAGCUCCCUGUAGUAAUUGCACGGAGCAGUAAUGUAUAUGGACCACGGCAAUAUCAUGAAAAGGUUAUUCCAAGAUUUUUAUUUCUCUUAGAACAGGACCAAAAAUGCACUAUUCAGGGGACAGGCCUCCAGUCCCGUCACUUUCUCUAUGUAGAUGAUGUGACUGAGGCACUCUUGAUACUCAUGAAGAGGGGCAUCAUGGGAGAGAUUUACAACAUUGCAGGCAACUUUGAAAUCACAAUCAUACAGCUGGCUAGAGAGCUGAUGAUGAUGGUGAAAAAUGCUUCUAAUGACGAGUUGGAUGACCGGCUGCAAUAUGUUGAUGAUAGACCGGUCAGUGACCUGAGGUACCCCAUGUUCUCAGACAAGAUGAACAAACUGGGAUGGAAGCCAAGGGUCCCAUGGGAAGAAGGCAUUAGAAGGACAAUUAAAUGGUAUGAAGAGAACAAAAACUACUGGCCAGUGGUGACCUGAAAAAGAUUCUCAAGGCUGUUAAAUGAUGGAAGCCAUUAUUUCAAAAUGCAAAGACCCAUUUUCACAAAUUGGUAGCUGUGUAUGCAUUUACUAAAAAUGAGGACACUUUUUUUUGGGGGGGGGUUUCCCCUCCAGCACAAUGUGAACUAUACAACUUGUCAUUCAUGUUUAUUAAAAUCACAUUUAGGUUUUUAGACACGAUGUUACCAAAAAUAUAUGGACAACAGACCAAUCACACUUGUUGGAACAUCCUAUUCCUGAUUUAGAUUUUGAACAUCUCAUUCCACUUUACUAUUAUAAUAACCUCCACUCUUCUGGGAAGACUUUCCAGUAGAUAUUUGGAGCAUGUCUGUGGGUAUUUGUCCAUUCAGCCACAAGAGCAUUAGUGAGGUCAGGCACUAAUGUUUUGGCAAGGGGGUUUGGGGUGCAGUUGAUAUUCUUGUUCAGUGGGGUGAGGUCAGUGUUCUGUGCAGGCCACCCAAGUUCUUCCACUCCAGCCUUGGUAAACCAUGUACAAGCUCAUGGGGGGGAUAACUUAUGAAACUCCUGGAUUUUCCCUAUGAGGAUCAAAAAAGGAAUAUCUUAUCACUUAUGGAAAAACUUGUUUUUAUUGCUUGUGCACAUAUUUGGAUAUCCAGACUGCUUACGACCCCACAAACUUGAAAUAAGAGAACAGUCAGGAUUUUUUGACCUGUUGAUAAAUCAUAAAACAUGCUUUGACAAGCCAUUCAGAUUUUUCUCACGUUUCUAUGUUACAAGGGAGCCUCAUUAGAAUAAUCCCCCCCCAUCCAAUCUUGUGUUAAUAAAAGCAUGGAUUACAGUCUCCAGAUCUCUACGUGGCAGGUAUCCUUUUACUUUCAAUAAAAUCCUAAAAUGGUAAAAACUGUUUUUCACAACCGAGCUAACCUGGCGAUCAAAUUUUAGCCUGUCAUCAAAUAUUACACCAAGAUUUUUUACAGAAGACCGAAUGUUUGGUGUAAGGGAGCCCAGAAAGCCAGCAGGAAAGUCUGCUGGACAACAUCCAAACAUUAUGAUUUCAGUCUUGUUUUCAUUUAGAUUCAAAAAGUUUGAAGUCAUCCAGGACUUAACAUCAUUUAGACAAUCAAGCAAUGUCUGUACUGAAUCAUUGGAUUUAGAUGUCAAAGGCAAAUAGAUCUGGACAUCAUCGGCUUAACAAUGAAAAGAAAGAUUUAUACUUCUUAAAAAUUGACCCUAAUGGUAGCAUAUACAGCAAGAACAGAAUUGGCCUGAGGAUGGAGCCUUGGGGGAUCCCAGAAGUAAGAGGGGCUGAGGAUGAGGUGAAUUCACCUAGCUGCACAGAAAAACUCCGAUCAGUCAAGUAGGACUGGAACCAUGAGAGAGCAAAGCCUGUAAUGCCCACCCACUGCUGCAGUUGUGCAAAGAGAAUCCCAUGAUCCACAGUGUCAAAAGCAGCCGUCAAAUCAAGAAGCACUAGCAUAGCAGGGUUUCCUGAGUCAACGGUUACCAUUAGAUCAUUAAAAAGUCUCAGCAGUGCUGUCUCAGUGCUAUGUGAUGGUUUAAAGCCAGACUGAAACUUCUCAUAGAUAUCAUUGGCCACAAGGAAUGAUUGGAUCUGAAUAAAAAAACUUUCUCUAAAAUUUUGGAUAAAAAUGGCAGUUUAGAGAGGCCUAAAGUUAGACAGCACAGAGGGAUCUAGAUUUUUUUCUUUUUGAUAAGAGGCUGCACAACAGCAUGCUUGAGAGCAACUGGAACGCAUCCGGUACUAAGACAGGAUUUAAUAAAUCAAAGUAUAUCAGAGCCCAACGUACUGAAUACCUCUUUAAAAAGAUGAGAGGGAAUGCUGUCUGAAGAACAGUUUGUAGGUCGCAAGUGCUGAACUACACUGGCCAGUAAGGGGAGGGAUACAGGUUCAAACUGAUCAAAAACAGCAUUGAAAGGAGGAACGGUGAGAUCAGAGCUAGGGCCUGCAGAAGAGAAGGCAGGUGGCCUAAGAGCAGAGAUUUUUUCAAUAAAAAAAUUUGAGCAAACUCUCACAAAAAGAGUGAGUGAGGGUACAACUGGAGAGUUAUCACAAGGGUUUACAAGGGAAUUAAAAAUGUUAAAAAGAACUUGGGGCUUGUGACUAUUACAAGAGACAAAAGACUGGAGAAAUAGUCCAUUUUAGCAGCCUUAACAGCACUCUGGUAGACAGACAGGCUUUCACGAAGAACUUCUUUAGAGACAUGGAGCUUAUCUUUUUUCCACUUUCUUUCAGCGUGCCGACAUGAGCGCCUGAGAGCGCGUGCAGAGUCGUUAAGCCACGGUUCUGUAAGUGCUUUUAUGCACAUUAUUCUAAAAGGUGCAACAGAAUCAAGGAUAUCCACGCAAGUAGAAUUAAAAUUGCUUAAAAGAUCUUCAGUUUUGAAAGCGUGAUUAUCAUCCAGAGUGCUAAGUAUAUCACCAGAAAUGAUAGUCUUUAUACAUGGCUGAAAACUGUGAUACAGUUUUGAGCAUUAAUUGUGCACAAACGACGUGUAGAAGCACAGGUUUUUGCCCUCAAACAAGGAAUUGAAACAGUAAAAAGCACAGGCAGAUGGUCAGAAAUACAUGCUGAUUCACAGAUUUCAUUAACGCUUACAGAUAAAUCAUAUGAUAAAACCAAAUCUAAAAUGUGCCCUUUCUCAUGAGUCGGGUCUUUAACACAUUGAACAAGAUUAAAAGAUUCAGUGAGAUUUAGGAAAUCCGUGACCAGAGGUCUUGAUCUACAGCAGACAUGUAUAUUGAAAUCUCCAGAAAUAAGAAAAUGAUCGUAUUUCACAGAGGCACCUGACAGAAAAUCUGCAAAGUCACAGAUGAAGUCAUUAUAAAUCAUAAAACAUGCUUCGACAAGCCAUUCAGAUUUUGUUCACGUUUCUAUGUCACAAGGGAGCCUCAUUAGAAUAAUUCGCCCCUCCCCCCCCCAAGUAUCUCCAUCCAUGACUUGAGAAUUCAAUCCUUACAUCGACCACUGGCAGCACGGUGGUGUAGUGGUUAGCGCUGUCGCCUCACAGCAAGAAGGUCCGGGUUCGAGCCCCGUGGCCGGCGAGGGCCUUUCUGUGCGGAGUUUGCAUGUUCUCCCCGUGUCCGCGUGGGUUUCCUCCGGGUGCUCCGGUUUCCCCCACAGUCCAAAGACAUGCAGGUUAGGUUAACUGGUGACUCUAAAUUGACCGUAGGUGUGAAUGGUUGUCUGUGUCCAUGUGUCAGCCCUGUGAUGACCUGGUGACUUGUCCAGGGUGUACCCCACCAUUCACCCGUAGUCAGCUGGGAUAGGGUCCAGCUUGCCUGCGACCCUGUAGAACAGGAUAAAGUGGCUAGAGAUAAUGAGAUGACAUCGACCCCUUGUCUCAAGGACAGAGUUGAGUGGAUUGGAUUGAGCUUAUUUUUUUCUGACAAUGUCCCAGCACCAGUCAGCAAAAACCUGUUCACAGGUGCUCACUUUACCAACCUGGGCCAGUACAGGAUUGGUGCAGGACUGGCAACAAAAUUGUACUUAAGAGGGAUCAGUACCAACUGUCCAUGGCAAAACUGUAGGUGAGGGGAAUGUAAGUAUUUAAAAAUAAUUAUGUGAUGUGUUUCUUUGGCCAAUAAAAUCUGUGCAGUCCUCGAAUCAAGGACUCAAGUCAGUGAGUGAGAGACAUACAGGUCUGGUUCCUUUCAAGGUUUCAUGAUGUUAUCUGAGGAAGGUUUUCCUUGACACUGUUGCCUGAGGCUUGUUCAUUAGUGGUAAAGAAUUUUAUUAGGAGUAAAAUUAGUUUUGUUUUUUUUUUUGGUAAAGCUGCAACAAUUGUAAAAAGCACUAUACAAAUAAACUGACGAUGUAAUAUAUA
Neoarius graeffei (lesser salmon catfish) is the source of this 5117-nucleotide messenger RNA. Its product is annotated as dTDP-D-glucose 4,6-dehydratase-like. Lineage: Eukaryota; Metazoa; Chordata; Actinopteri; Siluriformes; Ariidae. Gene Ontology annotation, molecular function: dTDP-glucose 4,6-dehydratase activity. The transcript is spliced from 13 exons. The record is from RefSeq and is a predicted model, not a curated record. The coding region runs from base 271 to 1290 and encodes 339 amino acids. Gene Ontology annotation, biological process: nucleotide-sugar metabolic process.